This is a messenger RNA of Mesoplodon densirostris (Blainville's beaked whale), 410 nucleotides long. RefSeq names its product NADH dehydrogenase [ubiquinone] 1 beta subcomplex subunit 4-like. Bases 1 to 390 code for a protein of 129 amino acids. The transcript has a single exon. The record is from RefSeq and is a predicted model, not a curated record. Lineage: Eukaryota; Metazoa; Chordata; Mammalia; Artiodactyla; Ziphiidae. Gene Ontology annotation, cellular component: mitochondrion.
AUGUCGUUCCCCAGGUACAAGCCGUCGCACCUGGCGACCCUGCCCACUACCCUUGACCCAGCUGAAUACGACAUAUCUCCGGAAACUCAGAAGGCACAAGCCGAGCGUUUGGCCAUAAGAUCCCGGCUUAAACGGGAGCACCUGCUUCAGUACAUCGACCCCAGCCGUCAUGGGGUCAUCGAAGAUGCUGCCUUGAUUCGUUGGACCUAUGCAAGAUUAGCAAAUAUCUAUCCCAAUUUCAGACCCACUCCCAAGACCUCACUUUUAGGAGCUCUGUUAGGAAUUGGGCCCCUCCUCUUCUGGUAUUGUGUUUUCAAAAUGGACAGAGAUAGGAAAGAAAAACUUAUCCGGGAAGGAAAAUUGGAUCAAACAUUUAACAUCUCAUAUUAAGUCUGGCAAUGAUGACUAUA